AAGCAAUUCAUUCAUUCGUGUUCAUUGUAAUCUCUCAUCAUCAUCUUCAGUUUUGUUCUGUCUCAAUCAUUAAGAAACCUCACUGAAACCAGUUCCCUUGUUUUCUUGUUUACCCACAAAUCUUCUUUAUUUCACCUAAUUUCCUUACUUUAUUUUCUUUACUAAAAUCUUCUUCAGUUUUCGUUUGCUUUACUUCUGUUUUUCAAACUUGAAAAAAAGUUCAAAAAAAAAAAAAUGGUUGAUGUUGCCGGGAGUAUCGGGAGUGUGUUGAGUCCUGUCCUUGAAGUAGGCAAGUGGUCGGCUGCUCCGAUUUGGCGUCAAUUCAAGUAUUUGUACAACUACAAUACCAAUUUCAAAAAUCUGGAAAAACAAGUCGAUCAGUUGAAAAAUAUGAGAGACGAAGUUCAGCUUAAGGUUACUGCUGCUGAAAGAAAUGUGGAAGUCAUCAAACAGAAUGUUAAGGACUGGCAAAAGGAUGUGGAGAAGACAAUUACAGAAGCAGAACAGUUGAUUCAAGGGAAAGCAAACAACCCUCAAUGUUUCAAGGGAUUGUGGUCCAACUACAAACAAAGCAAGAAAGCUUUCAAAUUAAAGCGGGAGGAUAUUGAUCCACUCCUCCAGAAAGAAAAGGAGUUCGAUCAAGUUUCCUUUCCUACUAUUCCACAAGAUAUCUGGCUUAGAUCUAAUGAAGAUUAUUUGGCAUUCGAAUCAAGAACCUCUAUGUUGAAGAAUGUAUGGGAUGCAUUAAAUGAUGAGAAUGUGUACAUGAUUGGUGUUUACGGGAUGGGUGGCAUUGGGAAGACCACUCUUGUGCAGAAAGUUGGUGGCGAAGCGAAGGAUAAACUAUUUGAGGACACUGUUUUUGUCGAGGUAACACAAAAUUUCGAUAUAAAAAAAGUUCAAACAGAACUUGCAGACAAGUUAGGUGUAAAAUUCAGUAAUGAGACCGAAAGAGCAGAUAAGUUAUAUGAGAGAUUGAGGAGUAGUACGAAAAUCGUUCUAAUUUUAGACAAUAUUUGGGAAGAUAUUGAUCUCAAGACUAUCGGUAUUCCUUCUAAAACGGAUCGUGAAGGAUGUAAACUACUGAUCACAACAAGAAACUUAGAUGUAUUGGAGAAGAUGGGUUCCACAAAUAAUUUCCAGAUGGGCGUUUUAGAAGAAGAAGAAGCUUGGAACCUAUUCUGGAAGAUGGCUGGUAAUCUUGUUAUAGAAUUUUCAAUCGUAUGUUUUCUUGGUUUGCCCAAUUUUUAUAACGUCCAGAUUUAUUAAUUUUUAUAGCCUUAUAGAAUUUUCACAAUUUUAAUUGUUUAACAUAUAAAUUUUAAGUUUACCGGUAUCUCCUAUUGUUGACUUAGUAAUUUGUG
This is a messenger RNA of Mangifera indica (mango), 1364 nucleotides long. RefSeq names its product probable disease resistance protein At1g61310. The transcript has 2 exons. The record is from RefSeq and is a predicted model, not a curated record. Gene Ontology annotation, molecular function: ADP binding. NCBI's taxonomy places the organism in Eukaryota, Viridiplantae, Streptophyta, Magnoliopsida, Sapindales, Anacardiaceae. The coding region runs from base 235 to 1269 and encodes 344 amino acids.